This is a messenger RNA of Toxorhynchites rutilus septentrionalis, 777 nucleotides long. RefSeq lists its product as uncharacterized. The record is from RefSeq and is a predicted model, not a curated record. Gene Ontology annotation, molecular function: nucleic acid binding. Gene Ontology annotation, biological process: DNA integration. The coding region runs from base 1 to 777 and encodes 258 amino acids. The transcript has a single exon. NCBI's taxonomy places the organism in Eukaryota, Metazoa, Arthropoda, Insecta, Diptera, Culicidae.
AUGACUGCACCGACGAUCGCUCAAGCUCUUGUCACUGGAUGGAUCGCUCGCUUCGGUGUGCCGCAUAACAUCACGACAGACAUAGGACGCCAGUUUGAAUCGUCCUUAUUUUCUGAGUUGGUUCGCCUGCUCGGAAUCACCCAUCUGCGGACAACGGCGUAUCACCCCCAAUCGAAUGGCAUCAUCGAACGAUGGCAUAGAACGUUAAAAGCAGCCAUUCUUUGUCACGAUCCGAACCGAUGGACUGAACACUUGCCGGUGAUCUUGCUUGGUUUGCGAACAACCCAUAAAGAAGACAUCGGAGCAUCACCAGCUGAGAUGGUGCACGGAACCACCCUUCGCAUACCAUCCGAGUUCUUCAUCGACAACGCCUUAAGUCGGACCGAAGCAGAUUUCGUCGUAAAGCUACGAGAAGCUAUGCGUGAUCUGCGUCCCAAGGACACGGCAUGGCAUGGGAACCGACCUGUUUUUGUGCAUCAAGAUCUGCAGACCUGCAAACACGUGUUCAUUCGCAACGAUUCUGUGCGUCCGUCGUUGUCUCCCCCGUACGAUGGUCCGUUCAAGGUGCUGAGUCGGAACAGCAAGCAUUUCAAGGUGGACGUCAAGGGACGGACGACGAAUGUUUCCAUCGACCGAUUGAAACCUGCUUACACGAUGGACGAGCAGCAACCGUCGCAAAGUAGCUCUAGUCCCGCGCCAACAGCCUCGGCUACAAUUCCACCGACUAGGGUCACUCGUUCCGGGCGACGAGUUGUCAUCCCCCUUCGCUACCGCUAG